AUGAAGGCAAGAUACGACAAGCACAUCAAACAAACAGUAAAAUUCCAAGUAGGAGAACAGGUACUCCUCUACGGACCUAAACGAACAAAGUUAGAAACGACGGCAACCGGCCCAUUCAGAAUCAGAAAAGCGAAUAAGUACAACUCUUAUGAACUAGAAUUGCUCAAUGGAACGCCAUACCUCACAGUCACUAGCACAAGGUUACAGCACUAUAAGGAUAGAAGUAGUAAUGUCCAUGAACCACUUCUUGUUUCCAAAAUGACUGAAUUUGUUACUCACAGCCGUUCAGUGAUCUGGAACAUAGAUCCCGAAUAUGUCUGUCCGCAGGCACUAGAUCGUUGCCACAAAUUUUUCAAGCGUGUUCCAGCGAAACAAUGGCGUAUUUUCAAUUUCUGUUCAAGCUGUAUUCAGGAGGCAACCACUUCAGUCGAGAAGGCUCUUCGCUGGGAAGCUACGAGGGAGUUUUUCUUGGGAAUGAUUCAUUCUAUUGUUGCGAAAAAGAAAAUUAAACUGAACCGUCUUGCAACAGCAGAAGCACAACCGCAAAGUCAAGGAUUUAUGGGACAAUUAUGA
Molecule: messenger RNA, 573 nt
Organism: Paraglomus occultum
Lineage: Eukaryota; Fungi; Glomeromycota; Glomeromycetes; Paraglomerales; Paraglomeraceae
Source: the annotation of a GenBank genome assembly